CGUCUUACUCUACCUUCUCUACGGUGGUUUCUGCCCAUCUUCUGCUCUAUCUCAUCCAUCUACAUAUUGAUACACUACGCAUCAUCAUGCAUUAGCCGUUAAUUGUUGCUGCAAAGCGCACCCACCAGUACCAACUAUCUGACCACACAUACGGCGAUGAUCGGAGCCGUACCAGCGGCACCCCAUAUCGAUCCACUCGAGUAGUUCAUAUCGACCAAACGACGCCAGUAUCAUCGAUAACCAUCGAACCACACAGAAAAAGGAAGUGGAAAUGGCCAAACUCACAACAGCAGCCAUAAUCGUCAUCGUCAUCGUCGCCUGCCUCGCAGCAGUCUCCCUUGGAGCCGCCCUCACCAAACAGCUGAAUCCCACCCAGCCCCAGGGCCUCAGAAACUAUCCUCUCGAGCAGGAACGGUAUAUGCGGUCUGUGCGUCUCAAGAAUUGGGGGGUAUUUCAUCGGGAUUCUGUGCCACCGGGUCCGAGAGAUGUGGAGUCUGCGUAUACACCGGAGGAAUCGUCGCGGUAUUAGAUAUGGCUGACAACGGUAUAGCAUGUCGUUAUUUGGAUGUGAGUGACAGCGUGAGGUUUGGGUGAUAUGAUAUAUCUAGCGAGAUGGUGUUGGGCUGGCGUCUUGGUUUUUGGUUAUGCUGCUUGGAUGAUACCGUGGGUUGGAUAGGCUUGGAUUGGAUUAUUUGUACUAAAGAAGCCGAGAUUGUUGCAGGAUCAAAAAUGGAUAUUGCUUUAUUA
Molecule: messenger RNA, 747 nt
Organism: Aspergillus campestris IBT 28561
Lineage: Eukaryota; Fungi; Ascomycota; Eurotiomycetes; Eurotiales; Aspergillaceae
Exons: 2
Coding region: 272-529 (85 amino acids)
Source: RefSeq, a predicted model, not a curated record